Molecule: messenger RNA, 6900 nt
Organism: Cantharellus anzutake
Lineage: Eukaryota; Fungi; Basidiomycota; Agaricomycetes; Cantharellales; Hydnaceae
Exons: 28
Coding region: 32-6829 (2265 amino acids)
Source: RefSeq, a predicted model, not a curated record
UGACUUAGUCAUUUAGCGUUAUCCAAGCGAGAUGGACCUUCGAAAUGUCUUUGACAAACCCCAGCAUCACCAGCUGGGGGACGGUGCUGCGACUGCGUCGAAAAACGAAACCUUGUACGUUCAACUUCCAUCUCACCCUCCAAACGACCCUUCCGAGAAAGGCAUCUCGGAGAUGCGGAAAGUGCUUUCGUUGAUAAUAACAAGACUUCGAGACCGUGAGAAGCCACCUUCCGUCUUCGCCCAGCUUGCAUCGGAGGCCGACAAGAAACAUGCAAACAGAAUUGAUGCAAUGGUUGCAAGUUUCAAAGAUGCUGUAAGAAAAGCGAAUGCACCGAAGCCGGACGCCUAUGGUGCGGGGGGAUCUGGGGAUGAGGAUGUUGCUGCUGACGCCUAUUCUACGGAUGAGACGUUGGAUCUGAUGACACAGCUUCGACAUACAUUGCUGGUGGCACGCAAAAAAGGAUGGGAACUACUUCCUUCAAAAGCACCCCCCCAAGCACCCUCGGACCGCUCGAGAACCAAGUCGCCGACACCUAGGCCUUCCCCGUUUCGGAGGAGGAAGACCACCCCUGAGCGUGCACAGUCUUCAGAGUUGGCUUAUGACGAGGCUGAUAUACGAUCCGCAUGUCUCGAUCUCGUCGCCCAAAUUGUCGAAGAAGAUUGUCGCUAUAGAGUACAGAACCCCAGGCUCAAGGCGCCCCCUCACGCUCUACAGGCAGUGACCCUAGAUGUGGCAUUAGCAGUAUUGGAACCAGAGCCAAAACCUCAUACACUCUCAGCUGUCGCUUUUGCUUUAAUCCCUGGAUUCUACACAUUUCACCCUCGCUUCCAUUCUCGGCUGCUACAGUUCUUCGAGGAAGCAAUUCUCGGGACACUCUUGGAGUUGCUGCAGAAAACUCAAGGAUCAUAUCAGUUGUUGAUGGAAUCUACCAAGGCACUGGAAUUUAGCGCGCUCACGUCUACCCCCACUAUUGCUAUUUCCAUCGAAGGAGAGGGAAAAAGAACAUCGUCCCAUUCUUUAUGGUCAGCCACUGGCUCAAACCUCCGCAUAUUGAGUACCACAGCUCCAUUUCAAGCUAUGGACAUCUAUCGUCUAGGCUCCGUGGUGCCGCCUUUGCUAUCUGCUGUUCUCGACUGUGUGGAGAUCAACGAUUCGUCCGUAGAAUCUCUUGAACUGUUCCGUGCUGUUCGUGUUCUUGAGAUGAUUGCAGCAGGGAAGCUGGACAGCUAUCUUGACUUGCUGCAAGUAAUUGCGUACCAUUCGAGCGAGGCUCGGUAUCGUGCAUAUUCUGUCCUUGCGUCUUUUUGGCCAGAGGUUAUUGGUCAUGUCACUGCAUCCGUCCCUUUCCCUGUUGUUUCAAAGCCACCGCGCCCCAGGGACGUGAAACGUCUGAAAGUGCAUGGGAACGAUAAUCCCUUUGAUCAUCAGUUUAUACCAUGGAGAUUUCAAGCGCUCAUUCGGCGGUCGACUGUGGCUACGACUGGAGGUCCUUCUGCGUUGACAACUGAUUACCCAACUUCCUGUCAGGUUUGCAAUGAAUCCAUUAGUGGUUUCGGUUUGAAAUGUGUGCUCUGCCCAUGUGCACUUCAUUUCAUGUGCUAUGACUCCCCCGCUGGUAGUUUCUUUUCGCAGUAUCCAUCAGCGCAAGAUUCAGAGACACAGCGAUUGGCAGUCACCCGAUUUUCGCGCAUUUUACCGAGACGCAAAGGCGAGUUGGACUGUGUCUCAAUCAACAAUCACCACUUCCACAUUGUGAACUUGUUUACCUUAACGCUUUGUUUCGUAUGUCGAUUACCUAUUUGGGGUUGUACAUUGCAAGGUUUGCGCUGCGACAAGUGCCACCUGUUCGUGCACCAUACUUGUAUAAGCGACCAGUUCAACGAGUGCAACGCGAGCCCUCCUACGUCUAAGCUCGUCACCAUCGAUUGGACUGACAUGCGCAAAUCAUUUGUCGCCCACUAUUUUGACGUUCUUCUGACAGAAGAACAGAUUUACAGCCAUUCUUUUGAGGACAUUUCUAUUCUUCAAGGUGUUCUAUGGACUCAGCUGCAAAUACUUAUGAACGGCAUUGCCUCUGGAUCUAUCAUCAUAGAACAACCCAGUCCCUCCACUGAUCUUGGUAGAGAGAACCGUGUGGAGGAAUUUGAGCUGCAAUACUGCGUCAGAAUCUACGAGGCUUAUCUUGCCUCUGGCCGUAAUCCAAAGUCAUCACCCUUGGAAUAUUAUCAGCGCUUGCACCGAUCAUCCGUUGACACGUCUAUCCUGUUUGAUUGGUCAUUACUGCUGUAUAUAGUCGCCACCUCCAAGUGUCCACCGGCUGCUUACAGUGGUCCAGAUCCUGGAGGUUUACUCAGCGUCCAAACUACCCUCCCACCUCAUCCACCCUCUCCACCGCAAGUAUCAGAAAUUGUGUCUCUAGCUCACAUUCGUGAUGUUUUGGGAUCGGAGAUGAAUGUGAAGUCUGAUGUCGCAGCUAAGCAUUUGUUGCGGCACGUUCAUACUCUAGGUUUCUUUCGGAGAGUCGAUGGACAGUUUAGAUUAUUUGAUGACAGGGAUGCGCCCCCAAACCAGAUUUUCUGCAUAUUUCCUCUCCCAGUUCUUCUGGAUACAUCCGUGGAUGUCGAGACCUUGGUCGCUGCGAUUGAAGCAUCCCUCGCGGAUAUCGAUCUUUCGGUGAACGAGUCGGCAUUACUGCUCCUGAAUCAGCGUUGUCCGCCAAACAUAUGGGCUUCCGAGUACGGUUUAGGUCGUCUAGCCCGAGCAAUACUCUCUUGGAUUUGUACGGAUGAUGAUCGCCUUAUUCGAGUUGCAACUGAAUUUGCCUCUCAGAAACGCCCCCUCCCAGGCGUCCUACCGGCAUCUACGGCUCAUUUGUGGCCCCCGCUUCCGGUAUCACGUCCGGAAACAUUAAACUCCUCCACCAGUGGCGGAGAGUAUGUCAGUGCAAGACGUGUGCUGCUGAAUCGAUAUAUUGUCCCUUGGAUGCGGGCCCUACAUGCGUUGGACGCAAAUUCUUACGCUGGCAUCCUGUUUGAUUUCUGCCGAAGUCAAGCGGCGGAGAAAUGGAGUGACCCCAUUUCUCUUGAGGAUGAUGUCCGUGCUUCCAUUAAUUCGACAGAUUUAGGCGAUGAGAUGCUGCGUAUUAUCCUGAAACUUUGUCACUCCUCUGUCAUAUUAUCAUGCUUCGACGCGGUAUUUGUAUCCUGGUUGGAUGCUGUCUCUGGCAUGAAUUCGAAUAUUCAGCCGGUACCAUAUCCAUUCCUGCCAAGGCUCUUCAAUAUGGAUGCGGAGGCUUUACAUUAUGCCUCCCAGAGUGAAAAGCCAGCCGCGACCGAGCUCAACGAUGGCUGGCAGGUAGAUCCAUGGAAGGUGAUCACCGAUGGUGCUGCGGAAGGUCCUUCAGGAAUGCAACGCACUCUUCGAUGGCUGGAAUUGCUCGCACGUUCGGGUGUGAGCAUACCCGUUUCGACCUACAAGCAGAUGGCUGCAUACUUGCGUGACUCAGACGCAGCGUUUGAAAUGCACCAAGCUCUCACAAGGUGCUUCACAGCGACUUGCUGGCUGAAAUCGCACGGAGCUCAGGAUCUCCUUGGUUUGAUUGCUACCAUUCAUGACCGACUAGCGGGAUGGAUAUCAAUCAAUUAUGUCCACGAUGAUAAGCGUGACAAAAUCGAUAAUUUCAUCCGGUUAAGCAUGGCAGCGUGCCUCCUUUUGUACGGAUUCGAUCGAGAAUAUGUGGUUUCCAUAGGCUUAAUAGAGCCGUCGGAACAACGUGAUUUUCCAACAAGGCGGAAAUUUACUGGCUUUGGUGCCAUCGAAUCUGCGACGUUAGCUCUGAAUAUUGAACUAGUGAACAUUCUGUCCCGUUAUGUGACCUUUCUUAGACCAGAGAUUUCGGUACUGGUCGCCGCAUUUUUGGAUUCAGUCGUUUCAGACUCUUCGCCAUUGGGGAAAAACGAGGUGGAUAGCUUCAUUACUAUCAAUGCCUAUGCGUUGAAUACCUGUGUUUGGUCGUUUUAUGGCUUGCAACUGCCGAAAUUGAGCCUCAUCCGGUCGCCUUUAUUGCUCAAACUCCUCAUCGUUGAUUCAAAACCCAUGGAGAUGAUCAUUACAGAGACGCUCAGUGACCCAGACUCUGGACAUAGACAGCUGGCUAUUCAAAAAAUGCAUCUUAUUUCUCUUGACAUAAACUCUGAACCCUUCCAAAUGGAGGAUCGUCAAUGGCGACAUUGUGUUGUCCCGGUGCUUCGUCUGUUCUUUGCGUCUUUGUGGAACGACCCAUCCGAAGAAAAUAGACAAAUAGUUGAUGUCGCCUGCCAAUCAUUCCUACAAGUGCAUCUCGACGCCAUUUCCAGGUGCUGGGAUGAAUCCCUCCUGAAAGCACCCAUUGGGGAACGAGUUCGACUUGUCAGGUUUCUCCUUCGGCUUCAUCCUUAUUUUCCUACUUGGAGGGUUCUCUCAUGGGACGCAAUAGUUGAUUCGAUGCUAGAAGAUGAUCUUAUCAGCUCGCACGGUGUAGAUGACGGAAGCAACAUCAUCGCGCAAAUUUUUUCUCCAGAAAUCAUCGAAGAGCCCUCGAACGAGUCUGAUAUGACAUUGUUACGAACCUUGCUUGUAUCGCUGAGUUUGCAGUUCAUUGGUGAUGGUAUACGAGUUGAUGUGUUCACUGUUCUCAAGAUUAAGCAUCAUCUUGCAAGAGUGCUCUCAUUCUCUGAAUCUCGUCUCAUGCAAAACGUAAACGGGACGGUUCAUAUCCAUCUAGGAUCCAUAACAUCCAUUCCUCCUACGGCUUAUCCAUGUAUAAGUAGCCUGAAGCGAGCUAUUGACGGACCAGGGAUGGUAGAUCUUGCUCCAUCCGCAAUGGGUUUUAAAACCGUCACCGAAGCCAAUGCACCCUGCCUAGCCGGGAGUGUAUUCGAUGACAUUGUGAUAGCGGUUAUUACUUCUAUUGACGUUGUUCAGCUGCCCUAUCUGGUUGCGCGAUCUUGGCUGGAAAUCGUCGUCAUCAUUAUUCUCAAGCACGAUUUUGACCAUCCGGCAUUGCAUCCCUUGAAUUCGAGGCUUGUCGACACCGUAAAAAGACUGGUUGACAACAUUCGCAAGGAUGUCAACCAAGAACUUUGUCAAUUAUCCCUGUCCGUUUCUCAUGCCCUGCUGCAAACGAGGGGGAAUUGGGCCACUAAGAUAUUGAGCCGUCAGAUAUUCGCAAUCUCUUCCAUGGUUGUCGACUUAGAUCUGAAGCCGGAGCACGUAUUAGUUGCUCAAGGAAUCGCAUUUCUGGAAUCAGCGUUCGAGAAAUUCGUUACUUCCGGAUUAUUCAAGUCAUUAUUCAAGAAUGAUCCUCUUCCGCAUCGGUUUUUUGAUGUUCUCUCAACAAUUAUCAAGUCAUCUGCUUCGCAAUCGGAGGAAACACUGCCCAAUGAGAUUAUCCGGACUGUGCUGGAGAAAAUGUUUGAUCUUCGAGAGGGCGAAACUGACCGAGAUCUCUUUGCAUCUGUCGGGCCCAUCAUUCGUAAUCUUGCCGAUUUUGUCGUGCGUGUUCACCACAAGAAUCUCUCAAAUCGCUUACUACAAGAUAUUGCGUUGGGCCUAACGAAUAUAGCUCGAAAAACUGCAGAGUGGCCAUCCUCGGCCUUCAACCCAAAUCCCCUUUUUUUCAUGGUUACCACCAUCAUACAGCACAAUAAGGCUCGAUGCAAGGACAUUCUACUUCAUCUGGAAACAUUACUGAGAGCAUGCCUCGUGCGCUUCGAUGUGCACGAGGAGAGUUUAGACUACCUAUUCAAGGUCACUGGGAGUUUGAUUUCCAGAACGAAUAGUGUGCAGUUUGACUUACCCCCUCAACACCUUCCCCUUGCUGUGGUGGACACAUUGGUUGAAGAAUUGAAGGGCCGCGGUCGUUCAUCAGUCGCAACAUUGCUAGCGAUGCUUCGCACUGUUUCCGCCUGUUUGAUCUCGGAUCCUUCCAUAUUUACAGCAGACGCGCAAUGGAGGCUUGCUAACUCCGCUGCAGCCUACUUGGAGUUAUCUCAUGCAACGGAGCGUUUCACAGAUUAUCAUUUCAAAUGCUUGGUCGUCGUCAGUCACAUCGUGCUUACGGCCUCUGAAGAGCCUUUUGGUAACAGCAUCAUAAAUGAUGUGAUGGGCAGCAAUUCCAACAGGAAUGACGUCUCCCUAAGAUGCUGGGCUGCACUAGGGCUUGCUGCACUGGAGACGCCCCGACACCGGUUAACCAUGCUCCAGCAUGUCGCCAAUUUUGGGCUCUCAUACUCCAAGACCCUGCAGCAUCUUGCAUAUCCUGAAGCGGUUUCAGGAUGGGCCCCAGUUGCUGCUGCAGCUAUGAGCAGCGCCUUUGCAGCAAUGAAAAUUUGGAUUCUCUUAGCAUGGAACGAAGACGUUCUAAUUGAGGAACCUGACGAGGCCUGUAGUUUCGAGCGCAUAGUCUGGAAUGAAGUAUGGCCUCCUUUCGAGAAGGUUAUCAAUGUUUCCAUGUCCUCAUCUUUUGAUCCGUCUUUGCCAAUUACUUCUGUGAUUUGGGGAUCCUAUGUGGAUCUGGUCAUCUUCCUGAUGAGCUAUCGCUCCAUUCUCAUGGUGGAUACGUCUGUCACGCAUGCGCUCUUAUUGGAGAAGCUCUCUGCUACUACUUCUGAUGCAAUGCACCAGAAACUUGCUCGAGCGUUGCAGGCAAUCCAACAUCCUCCACCUCAAGUUCCCCGCGCACAACUUAUUAACAGGGCCAGAUCUGACCUUCUGGCAUCAGAGAAGUUGACGCAGCGUCUCCAGAUACUGGGUCCAAAAGAACAAGUUGUCAAGAGAGCCACAGGAUAGGCGGAGGGACCAUAGAACUAGUUAAUACAUAUUUCGGAAUCGUCAGAACAACGCAGAUGAUAAUACAUGGA